Aureobasidium vineae is the source of this 702-nucleotide messenger RNA. NCBI's taxonomy places the organism in Eukaryota, Fungi, Ascomycota, Dothideomycetes, Dothideales, Saccotheciaceae. The record is from the annotation of a GenBank genome assembly.
CUACUCCAAAACCUUCACCCCCUCGAAUCAAACCCACAAAUCUUCACCUCUUUAGCCCACUCCCUCGGCCUCUCGUCCUCCUUCGCCUUCCACGAAGUAUAUUCUCUCGACGAACAAUCUUUUGACGGUAGGGUACUAGCCUAUACGCUCGCGUUUCCUACAUCAGAUACCUAUGACACCGAUCGAGCAGCCGAAACUUCCGAGUUUCGAAGGAAUGGCGAAGAAGAUGGUGUCAGUGAGGGUGGAGUGAAGCAAGAGCAAGAGCAAGAGGUACUAUGGCUACGUCAAACCAUCCACAAUGCCUGUGGUCUCUAUGCUUUACUACAUGCAACUUGCAACGGUAAAGCCAGGAAAUUCAUUAGUUGCACACCACCAAGUGCACAAUCAAACUUCUUGGACGGAUGUGCAGAACUAGAGACGGUUUAUGCGGAAGCAGCUAAUCAGGGGACANCCUCACCGCCAGAGGAUGGUGUAGAGGUGGAUUGGCAUUACACUUGUUUUGCUCCUUCCGCAAACGCCCACAAGCUAUACGAGUUAGAUGGGGAUAGGUGGGGUCCCCUCUACCGUUCAGACCUCCUUCCCGAUCUUGCGGACUUCGACGCAAAAGCAAUCGACUUGAUUAAAGAGUACUUCAAACGUGAGGUGGGAGGCAAGGAAAUUCAGUUCAAUGUUAUGGCUCUAGUGGAUGAGUCCUCUUGUUGA